Dunckerocampus dactyliophorus (ringed pipefish) is the source of this 2199-nucleotide messenger RNA. Its product is annotated as sodium- and chloride-dependent neutral and basic amino acid transporter B(0+)-like. Lineage: Eukaryota; Metazoa; Chordata; Actinopteri; Syngnathiformes; Syngnathidae. The coding region runs from base 16 to 1701 and encodes 561 amino acids. Gene Ontology annotation, biological process: sodium ion transmembrane transport. The transcript has 14 exons. The record is from RefSeq and is a predicted model, not a curated record. Gene Ontology annotation, molecular function: L-proline transmembrane transporter activity. Gene Ontology annotation, cellular component: membrane.
AACAAGACAGAAUACAUGCUGUCUAUGAUAGGUUACGCUGUUGGUUUGGGAAAUAUUUGGAGAUUCCCAUAUUUAGCCUAUGAAAACGGAGGGGGAGCCUUUGUCAUUGCCUAUUUGGUCAUGCUGGUUUUGUGCGGGAUUCCUUUGUUCUUCCUGGAAAGUGCCAUCGGUCAGUUCUCCAGUCAAGGUCCAGCCAACAUAUGGAAAGCGGUGCCACUACUUCAGGGUGUCGGCAUCGGCAUGGUGUUUUACAGCAUCCUGCAGUCAAUAUACUACAACGUCAUCGUAGCCUACGGGUUGUUCUACUUGUGUGCCUCCUUCCAGUCUCCUCUGCCGUGGUCCAAGUGCCUCAAUUGGGCCAACAAAAACUGCAGCGACAAGUCUUUAGUGGCCAACUGGACUCAGGAAAACAUAACCUGUUCUUCAUCCAACAAGAUAAGCGUUUCAGAGCAGUACUGGGAUCAUGAGGCCCUGCAGAGAUCCAGUAGUAUUGAGGAGACAGAUUCAGUCGUUUGGCACUUGGCUCUCUGUUUGCUGCUCUGCUCCAUCAUUGUUGCUGCAGCGCUAAUCAAAGGCAUCAAGUCUUCAGGAAAAGUUGUGUAUUUCACUGCUACGUUCCCAUACGUGGUGCUCAUGAUCCUGCUGAUCAGAGGGGUGACACUGGAGGGAGCCAGAGAUGGGAUAGACUUCUACGUUGGGUCCAAGUCCAACCUCACUAAAUUGAAAGAGGCUGAGGUAUGGAAAGACGCAGCCACCCAGACUGCAUUUUCACUCUCCAUCGCAAAUGGAGGACUGGUGACUUUGGCUUCCUAUGGAAACUUCCACAAUAACAUGUUCACUGACUCCAUAGUCUUGAGCUUGGUUAACCAUGCAACAAGUGUUUUUGCAGGCUUUGCCAUCUUUUCCAUUUUGGGUCACAUGUCCUACAUCUACAAAGUUCCCAUUGGAGAUGUGGUGAAAGACGGGUUUGGUCUGGCAUUCAUUGCAUACCCAGAAGCUCUCACCAAGCUUCCCAUUUCCACACUUUGGUCAAUCCUCUUCUUUUUUAUGAUCUUCAUUAUUGGCCUCGACUCUCAGUUCACAAAUUUAGAGGUGAUCGCUACAUGCUUGACUGAUGCCUUUCCUAAAAUCCUCCAAUCUAAACGGGCCUGUGUAAGUAUAGGAGUAACCAGUGUUGUUUUCCUCUUGGGCUUGCCAUUAGUCACAAAGGCUGGAAUAUACUGGGCAACACUAAUGGAUUCAUUCAGUACAACCUGGGUACCGCUCAUUUUGGCUAUCAUGGAGACCAUCGGCUUCUGCUUUAUAUAUGGGGGGAAUCGACUAGUUGAGGACAUUGAGAUGAUGAUCGGGAAAAAGAGCUGCUGGUUCUGGCUAUGGUGGAAAGCAUGCUGGUUCUUUAUUACCCCCUGUAUCCUGCUGGCCAUUCUGGUGUGGUCUAUAAAGACGUUUGCGCCCCCAAGCUACGGAGGGGUACAGCUGCCAUCUUGGGCAGUGGCUCUUGGCUGGUGCAUGGCUGCACUGCCGCUCGUAUGGAUGCCCAUCAUUGCUGCUGAAAAGUUGAUCAGAGCAGAAGGAAACCUCUGGAAGCGUCUGAAAUCAACGUGCUCCCCGUCGGAGGAGUGGCAUCCUUUUCUGGAUACCCAUCGAGGAGAGCGCUACUUGGAAGAACGUUGCAGAAAAAAGAUGACAAAAAGCAAAUGAUGAUCCACAAACAUCGCUGCAGUCCAAUGGAAGUUUGUGAUGAUGUGAGAACAUACAUUGUGGAUCACAACUUGUUUAAGGAGUCUAGGCUAGUUUAUGCUAAAGAAGAUAUCGUAUGCACUAUUUCAUACUGUUCUGUGGUAGUACGGUGCCAUGGGGGGCUUGCACUUCUGCCUCACAGUGUCUUUGCAUGUGCUGCAGCUUCCUUCCACAUCCCCCAAAAACAUGCAUGUUAGGCUAAUUGAUGUGAUUGUAGAUGGUUGUUUGUUUACAUGUGCCCUGUGAUUGACUGGCAACCAGUCCAGGGCGUACCCCGCCUCUCACCUGAAGCCGGGACAGGCUGCAGCUCAUCCAUGACCCUGAGGACAAGCGGUUUAGAAAAUGGAUGGGGAAAAAAAGCAUUAUUGUCCUGCACUACUUGACAUGUAGCAGUAGCUAAAGGGGAAAAUUGUAAUAAUUGCCAAUGAUAGACCUCAACAUCCUCUGGCAGUUCUGUUA